GGAUGAGGAGGCGGCGGCGCGCGAAGACGAUGCUCCUGAGCUGAGCGGACGCGGCGCACGGCACGGGCGGCCGAGCGGCCGAGCGGCGCCCACUGCGGGAUGGCCCAGCCGGCGGGCCCGGGCGGCGGCGCGGAGCCGGCGGAGGCCGGGGCGGCGGCGGGCGCUGCGGACGCGCUGAGCUUGGAGGACAUCCUGCGGCUGUACAACCAGCCCAUCAACGAGGAGCAGGCGUGGGCCGUGUGCUACCAGUGCUGCGGCUCCCUGCGCGCCGCCGCCCGCCGCCAGCCGCGCCGCCGCGUGCGCUCGGCCGCGCAGAUCCGCGUCUGGAGGGACGGCGCCGUCACCCUGGCGCCCGCCGCCGGCGACGACGCGGAGCCGCCGGCCACCGCGGGUAAAUUGGGAUAUUCACAAUGUACAGAAACAGAGGUUAUUGAAUCUUUGGGAAUUAUUAUUUAUAAAGCAUUGGACUAUGGCUUGAAGGAGAAUGAAGAAAGGGAGUUGAGCCCUCCCCUAGAGCAGCUCAUUGACCAUAUGGCCAACACGAUGGAAGCUGAGGGCAGCAAUGAUGAAGGCUAUGAGGCUGCAGAUGAAGGCCUGGAAGACGAAGAGGAUGGAAAAAGGAAGAUCUCAAUGAUUCGGUCCUAUCGAGAUGUCAUGAAGCUAUGUGCUGCUCAUCUCCCAACUGAGUCAGAGGCACCAAAUCAUUAUCAGGCAGUGUGCCGUGCGUUAUUUGCAGAGACCAUGGAGCUGCACACGUUUCUGACCAAAAUUAAGAGUGCAAAGGAGAAUCUUAAGAAGAUCCAAGAAAUGGAAAAGAGUGAUGAAUGUGGCACAGACCUGGAGGAGCUGAAACACGCUGACUGGGCCCGAUUCUGGGUCCAGGUGAUGAGAGAUUUGCGAAAUGGGGUAAAACUUAAGAAGGUCCAACAGCGGCAGUAUAAUCCAUUGCCCAUUGAAUACCAGCUCACUCCCUAUGAGAUGCUAAUGGACGACAUUCGGUGCAAGAGAUACACCUUACGGAAAGUGAUGGUGAAUGGUGACAUUCCCCCUCGGUUAAAAAAGAGUGCUCAUGAAAUCAUCCUUGACUUCAUCAGAUCAAGACCUCCUUUAAAUCCAGUCUCAGCCAGAAAACUGAAGCCAACCCCACCACGGCCACGGAGCCUCCAUGAAAGAAUAUUAGAGGAGAUUAAAGCAGAAAGAAAGCUGCGGCCUGUCUCCCCAGAGGAAAUCAGACGGAGCAGAUUAGAUGUAACUACCCCAGGAUCUCCAAAGAAUGUUGGGGAAUCAUCUAUUGUGAAUGGAGGUUUAACGUCACAGGCUAAAGAAAAUGGGCUGGGUGCUGCCCAGCAGGCACCUGUACAGCAGAAGAAGCUCCUCAGAGCCCCGACCCUGGCUGAGCUGGACAGCUCCGACUCAGAGGAGGAAACUCUGCACAAGUCCAGCAGCAGCAGCAGUGUGUCUCCUUCCUUCCUCGAGGACCCGGUACUGGAGGCGAUGUGCACCAGGAAGAAACCUCCAAAAUUCUUGCCCAUAUCAUCAACACCUCAGCCAGAAAGACGGCAGCCACCUCAGAGACGACAUUCCAUUGAGAAGGAAACGCCUACUAAUGUGCGACAGUUUCUGCCACCAUCCAGGCAGAGUUCCCGCUCUCUGGUUCCUAGGAUAACCAGUGUAUGGCCAAGGACGCCCUUUCGACCACUUUUCUCUACCAUACAAACAGCUUCUCUGCUCAGCUCUCAUCCUUUUGAAGCAGCCAUGUUUGGGGUAGCAGGGGCUAUGUAUUAUCUGUGUGAGAGAGCUUUCACCAGCAGGUGGAAAUCCUCAAAGGAGGAAUUCUGCUACCCAGUGGAAUGCCUCGCUCUUACUGUGGAGGAAGUGAUGCAUAUUCGUCAGGUCCUGGUGAAGGCAGAGCUGGAAAAAUACCAACAGUAUAAGGACAUCUACACUGCCCUGAAAAAAGGAAAGCUCUGCUUCUGUUGCCGAACCCGGAGGUUUUCCUUCUUCGCCUGGUCUUAUACCUGUCAGUUCUGUAAGAGGCCUGUGUGCUCACAGUGUUGCAAAAAGAUGCGGCUGCCCUCCAAGCCAUACUCCACUCUACCUAUCUUUUCAUUGGGACCUUCUGCCUUGCCAAGAGGGGACAGUUGUGCGAGGUCAGAAAAGCCCUCUGCUGGUCACCAUCGGCCACUGCGCAGUAUUGCCAGGUUCUCCUCAAAAUCUAAGUCUGUGGACAAAUCAGAUGAAGAACUCCAAUUUCCCAAAGAGUUCAUGGAGGACUGGAGCACGAUGGAGGUGUGCGUAGACUGCAAAAAGUUCAUUUCAGAGAUCAUCAGUUCGAGCCGGCGGAGCCUGGUGUUGGCCAACAAAAGAGCCCGGUUAAAAAGGAAAACGCAGUCUUUCUAUAUGUCCUCCCCAGGCCCCUCAGAGUACUGCCCUUCCGAGAGGACUAUCAAUGAGAUCUGAGCCCUGUGCCUUCCAAUUGCUUUUGUGUCUGGAGGCGGCAUUGGUGGGGAGAACACUACCUGGAUUUGUCUCUCCUUCCCCUGGUUUUAUUUAAUAAGCUUGAAUUUGCAUUAGAUUUCACCUUGUUCCACAGACUGAAUGCUGUGUUCGUAUCGGUGGAUGAUACAUGACAGGUCAGCCAGUUGCUCGUUUGCACUCAGCGAGGACAAACAGCAGUCUGAACAUUGCUUUUGUAGAUGUGGAAGCCAGAACCUUUUUCCUUGGUUCAGUUCCUUAUUCCUUAAAUAAUUUCCUAAGGCAAAAAGCUUCUCGUGUGAGAAGUCAGUCUGACAGAGGAAUCGAUGUCAGCACAGUUCUAAGCAGUAAGUCAUAUUGGCAUUUCCACGAGACAGUGUUCCUAUCUAAUGUACAUAGUGGUCCAGAACCCUGCCACAUCCCGGCUGCCUGGGGAGGGCCAGGCUCACAGCACAAACCCGGGACUUGCUGAUCCUCUCCAGCUGAUUCUUUAAUUAUCCUUGUUCUGAGACAUGAAUUGCAUAGGGGCUUCUGCCUUAUCAUAGUGCAGAACAUCUGAGUAAAGCCGCGUGCCCUCUCGGGACCGCUUCCUCUGAGCUGCCCGCCCUUCCCAGCGUCAUGGGCCAUGUCUCCUGAGCCAGUGACAGGCUUUCAUUCCCUGCCGUGAAUGCACUGAAUGUAUUGGGUUACUAGCACUUUCAUAAUGGAAGUCAAAGAAUUAAAGUUCUGUGGAAGUUUUCAGACAAAGGAAAGCUAAACAUUUGUCAAGUAGCUGAAUGUAUUCUGGUUAACCGUGACAAGAGUUGUGACAGCAGAGAUGCCAGCAGAAAAUGUACUGGAGCUCAUACAUUCUCAGCUACACUUUCCAUGACUUCAUAGUGCAGCCAUCACGACUAAAUUAAGCCACAAAAAUACCUAAGUCUCAAACGGAAAUUUAUUUUUGUAAGUGAAUUUUAAAAAAAUAACUCUUUUUAAAUCACAAGAAAAUUAGCCUGCUGACAAGCAAAAGCUUUGGAUGCUUUUUGCACUAGCUUUCCUUGUAAGUGAGUUGAGUGCACAUUGGGUUUCUGCUGAAGGCAGGUUGGGAGGCAGCACUGUACACCUAAAAUUUCUCAGCUUGUGUGGCCUGUGUCAUGGGCUGUCUAUAUUGUGGUGUGCCUAGAAAUGUCCAGCCAUUCAAACUGCUCACUGAAUGCACAUGCAGAGUAACCUGAAAGCUGUACACACAUUCAUCAUCAAUACAGUGAUAGCUCCAUUUAAUAAAAGGCCUGGCAGGCAAUUUCAUACCACAUGAAAAUACAGUA
Molecule: messenger RNA, 3779 nt
Organism: Castor canadensis (American beaver)
Lineage: Eukaryota; Metazoa; Chordata; Mammalia; Rodentia; Castoridae
Gene: Spire1
Product: spire type actin nucleation factor 1
Biological process (GO): actin filament network formation; intracellular transport; establishment of meiotic spindle localization
Cellular component (GO): cytoplasmic vesicle membrane; cell cortex
Molecular function (GO): microtubule binding; actin binding
Source: RefSeq, a predicted model, not a curated record